Messenger RNA from Lobosporangium transversale, 882 nucleotides. RefSeq lists its product as hypothetical. Gene Ontology annotation, molecular function: ATP hydrolysis activity. The coding region runs from base 1 to 882 and encodes 293 amino acids. NCBI's taxonomy places the organism in Eukaryota, Fungi, Mortierellomycota, Mortierellomycetes, Mortierellales, Mortierellaceae. The transcript has 4 exons. The record is from RefSeq and is a predicted model, not a curated record.
AUGACUCAAAAAAUUAUGCUCUUUUGCAUUCUCGAUGGCGACUCUUCCGCAUUUAAAGUCCAAUUGGAUGCUGAUGACUCAAUUGCUGCUCUCAAAAAAGCAAUCAAGAAGGAAAAAGAAAACGACUUCCGAGAGAUUGUUGCCGACAAAUUGAAUCUCUGGCAUGUCUCCAUCGUAAUCGGAGACGAUGAGGACGAAAAAACCAUUACACUUUCAGAACACCCAAAUGCAAAAAAGCUUUGUGCAACAAGCAAGAUCUCUGAGAUUUUCGGCACUACACCAGAAAAGAAAACCAUACACGUCGUUGUCCAGAGGCCGUCGGCAGAUCCGUCUACUUCCACUUCGAGCGUUUUUGACCGCGAGAUAGUGAUGCUCAUAGGCGCACGUGCCUCUGGAAAAACAACACGGUUGUAUCGACUUAUCACCCAAUUAGCUGACUUUGGAUAUCGCUGCCUCCCACUAUCAUUUGAGGGAGUUGCCGUUGGCAAUAAUGAGCCUGAUUUCUGGAAAACUUUUGGAAAUGCUCUUCGCCGCAACUAUAAAGUCGAUGAUAUUACAACCAAACGAGAUUUUCUCGAUGCUUUCGGUCGAACUAAAUUCAAGGACGAGAAGAUUGUCAUCUUGGUUGACGAGUUUGAUUUACUGUUUAACGCAAGCGACGAGAUCCGCAACCAAUGCUUACAGGCGUUUCGAGCAAUCCGACAGAACAACCAUUUAUACGCCAUUGACAGUAUUGUCUUAUGUGGAACCUUUAGUCUUCAGCACCUUAGCACAACAGGUCAACACAUAGCCCCGUUCAAUGUCAACAUACUAUCAGGAACCCGUAUUUCACUCUUGAUCAAACGCGGCAGCUCUUUAAUGACUAUGCGAAUGAUGAGAUGA